AUGUCACCUCCACCACCGAUCUCAGAAUCUGACCCUCUCCUCGACAACUCACAACCACGACCACAACCAUGGUACAAAACCACUUUCGAAAACAACAAAGGUGCCCUCUUGAUCCUCUGUGCCGAACUUUUCGGUUCAUCAAUGGAUGCAAUGGCCCGAUUUCUCCAACAGGGUGAUCAUCAAAUGCAUCCUUUCCAAGUCAUUGUAUUUCGAAUGGGCAUCACAUUUAUCCUAAGCAGUGCAUACAUGUGGUACACCAAAGUCCCAGACUUUCCAUUCGGCGCCCCAGCAGUUCGACCCUGGUUGGUCCAACGUGCCUGCUUCGGAUUCGGAGGAUUAUUCUGUCUCUAUUACUCAGUACACUACCUGCCUCUAGCUGAAGCAACAGUCUUCCGCUUCCUCGUUCCCAUCUGUACCGCUCUAGCGUGUUCGCUCUUCCUCUCAGAACGCUUCACCCUCCAAGAGUUCAUCGCUGGUCUCAUCGCCUUAGCUGGUGUCAUCAUCAUCGCUCAUCCCGCCUUCAUCUUUGGCUCAGACAUCGACCCUUCAAAGCUCAACAUCCUGAAAGCCGGAGAUGUGGACAAAGUAACACCAGCUCAACGCCUCAUCGCCAUAGCCGUCUCCCUUAUAGGAGUCUUCGGUGCAGCAGGAGCUUAUACGACCAUCCGUGUCAUCGGUAACCGCGCCCACGCGCUCAUGUCCGUCAACUACUUCGCCUUUCUCUCGACUGUAGUUUCUACCUUAUUCCUGCUUUUCACACCCGGCAUCUCAUUCAUCAUGCCUCACGGCGCUAAAGAAUGGGUUCUCCUGAUUCUCCUGGGUAUCUGGGGAUUUAUCCUACAAUUCUUACUCACGGCCGGAUUGCAACUUGAUCGAACCAGUAAAGCGACAAGCAUGUUGUAUACACAGAUUCUGAUGGCGUUGGGAUUCGAUUGGGCGAUUUGGGGUGUGUUGCCUGGUGCAUGGAGUAUCUUUGGUGGUGUGAUAGUGAUUGGAAGUACGCUUUGGAGUGCGCUGCAUAAGCCAACAGUUGCUAAAGUUCCUGGCAAGAGUGUGGAUGAGGAGAGUGCGUUACUUGGCACGCAGACUGACGGGAGUGAGGAGGCUGUGAGGAGGGGGAGUGUUGGUGUUUAG
Messenger RNA from Glarea lozoyensis ATCC 20868, 1134 nucleotides. RefSeq names its product Multidrug resistance efflux transporter EmrE. NCBI's taxonomy places the organism in Eukaryota, Fungi, Ascomycota, Leotiomycetes, Helotiales, Helotiaceae. Gene Ontology annotation, cellular component: membrane. The record is from RefSeq and is a predicted model, not a curated record. Bases 1 to 1134 code for a protein of 377 amino acids. The transcript has 3 exons.